This is a messenger RNA of Medicago truncatula (barrel medic), 1213 nucleotides long. Its product is annotated as dnaJ homolog subfamily B member 8. Gene Ontology annotation, cellular component: cytoplasm. The transcript is spliced from 5 exons. The coding region runs from base 176 to 994 and encodes 272 amino acids. Lineage: Eukaryota; Viridiplantae; Streptophyta; Magnoliopsida; Fabales; Fabaceae. The record is from RefSeq and is a predicted model, not a curated record. Gene Ontology annotation, biological process: protein refolding.
AAUCUAUCCUUGCACGUUUAUAUGGUUAUUUACAGCCGACAAAGCUCCAAAUUUCAAUCCUAAAAGGUUUGUGUUUUCCUUUGAUGUUUGUUCCAACCGAACCAAAAAAACCUCGACAACAACAUAGACGAAAACAAUAAGAGAUGAUACAAGAAACAAAGAUUUGUUAAUUAACAUGCAUGGAUUAACUAUGUUCCUUUCUCUUUCUUCCACUCUUCAAUUUCUUCAACCAUCUUCAUGCUUCCAAAACCAAACGAGUUCUUCAAUUUCUAUGGCUAGUUUCAAACCCAACCAUAGAAGAUGUGUGCUCAAUUAUUCAAACUGUUACACCAACAAAAAGCAGCAUGGAAGAGGUGGCAAUAGAAUGAGGGUAAUUGUGAGAGCAAAGCGUGGUGAGUCUCCUUAUGAAGUUCUUGGUUUGUCUCCAUCUGCAUCUGUGAAUGAAAUCAAAAAGGCUUAUAGGAAACUUGCGCUUAAGUAUCAUCCUGAUGUUAAUAAAGAGGACAAUGCACAGGAGAAAUUUUUGAGGAUAAAACAUGCAUACAAUACAUUGCUAAAUUCUAGUUCCCGCAGAAAGUAUGAUUCUGGAAAUCGUGGUUCUAACUCUUCUCAAAGAAGCCAGAGUUGGAAUCAACAAGUUGAAGAAGAAUUUUAUGGAUUAGGUAAUUUUUUGAGAGAUGUUCAAAUAACAAUAGGAGACUUCUUUAAGGAUCUUCAAGAAGAAUUCAAGAACUGGGAAGCCAGUGCGGCUUCACAAGGAAAGCCGAAGAGCUUAUGGGAGGAGUUGUCGGAAAUAGGCGAAGAAUUUGUGGAGUUCCUCGAGAAAGAACUCAAUAUUGUUGAUUCAAAUGACAAUCCUCAGGGAGGAAAUUCAUCUAAUUUAUAUGAAACAGAGACACCAAGUAACAGCACUCAAGGUGGAGCUAACGUUGAGGAUAACCUUGAUGAAAUAGAAGCAACUCUAGCUAGGUUAAAAAAGGAGUUAGGCUUAUAGAACACAAUGAUAGCUGGUUGAAGAGGAAAUGCCAAUUUAUUGCUUCUCAUUUAUUUAUCUUUUGGUGGCUCUUGUAAAUUUGAGUCACCAAAUUGAAAAGUAAAUAUGUAAUUUAGUCCUUGAAAUUGUAGGACUGUAUCAAUAUAGUCUUCCAUAUAUCAAUUUUUCAAAAUGAUAUUUUGAAUUGCAAAAUGUUAAUAAGUUUGUCCUUCUGUUUGA